AACAGGCUGUAUCAUUGCCUACGCGAUACACAUAUCAUGUAGACGCGAGUGUUGGUAUUUGAAGGAGUUGCAACUUGCUAUUCGUCAUACAAGCUCUUCAUCGCACAACACAGUAUGUCUUCAACAGCCAGGUCACCUUCUCGUUACUCUACGUCUGGUCUGUUCGGUACCUUCAAGCUGGAUUGCAAGGCCGCCGCGCUUGAGUUCGUCGGGACAACAUUAUUUCUACUCCUAGGGCUCGGCGGUAUCCAGGCAGCCACUGGCGAGGCCGAAGCCAGCGGCACUACCAUUGAACAUGUGAUGUACAUCGCAACAUCCAUGGGUUUCAGCCUUCUGGUCUCCGCUUGGUUGUUUUACAGAAUUACCGGUGGCCUCUUUAACCCAAAUAUCACGCUUGCACUGUUUCUCGUGGGGGUAUUGAACCCCGUGAGAUCUGUCUUGUUCUGUAUUGCACAGCUAGUUGGAGCUAUUGUUGCGUCCGCGCUGUUGUCUGCGCUAAUCCCUGGACCGUUGUCUGUCAACACGUUCCUAAAACAAGGAAUCAAUCCAGCUCAAGGAAUUUUCAUUGAAAUGAUCCUUACAGCGACGCUGGCUUUGGCCGUUCUGAUGCUCGCCGCCGAGAAAUCCCAGGUUACCCCGUUUGCGCCGAUUGGCAUUGGACUGACUUUGUUCGUUGGGCAUUUAUGGGCCGUCUUUUACACGGGUGCAUCCAUGAAUACAGCACGUGCAUUUGGGCCAGCUGUCGUCACCGGGUUCCCUUACUCUAGCCACUGGGUGUAUUGGGUCGGUCCUUUCCUCGGCUCUCUGUUGGGAGCUGCUUUCUACGGUAUGCUGAAAUGGAUACACUAUCAAGAUUUGAAUCCUGCACAGGCAUCCACACAGGAGAAGAAUUCGCCAGAUCUGCUUUCCGAAGCAUCUACCGACAAGCCGGUGCCUAGCAGAGAUGGUGCAAGACGAAGUGCGGGAAGUGCUGGGAUAAUUAAUGCGUAGAGUUGCAAUCAACCACCAAGGACUUUUAUCACAGAAUAGAGUAUUCACCAACUUUCAUAACUUACAUGCGCAGGGCGUAUACAGUGUCUUCUAUGUACCGAUAUAUCGUUCCAAAUAUGUCUAUUGUGCGAU
This is a messenger RNA of Suillus paluster, 1122 nucleotides long. RefSeq names its product aquaporin-like protein. The record is from RefSeq and is a predicted model, not a curated record. Bases 115 to 990 code for a protein of 291 amino acids. Gene Ontology annotation, cellular component: plasma membrane. The transcript is spliced from 7 exons. NCBI's taxonomy places the organism in Eukaryota, Fungi, Basidiomycota, Agaricomycetes, Boletales, Suillaceae. Gene Ontology annotation, biological process: transmembrane transport. Gene Ontology annotation, molecular function: water channel activity.